CAAAUCCAUGUCACAGUCUCGUCAUAAGUCUCUACACUUUUCAUCUUCCGAGCAAAUCCACCGCUUCAUAUGUAUUGAAAUUUUAACAGACCACAAUAGAAGAGGCAAGAAGGCAUUUCCUGUUCUCUGAGGGGCAUUCUGGUUUUUUUCUGCGUUAGGGCUUGAAAGCUGAACUCAAUGGCAGAGUCAGAGGCCGAAAUGCAUCGUCGCAUUAAGAAGAGGAAAACUAAUGCGAGUGGAAAUGCAGAGGAUGUUGAUACUGGUGCAUCUGGUUCGAUGACUGUGCUGACAGAAACUAAUUUCGUUGGAUCUGGUUCGUCUCCGACAGAAACUAACAAUAAUGCAUCGACUGGAAACUGCUACGAGGUGUUCUUGAGCUUCAGAGGCCUAGAUACUCGACAUGGCUUCACCGAUCACCUCUACCAUGGGCUCUUCACUGCUGGAAUUGAUACUUUCAGAGAUGAUGAUGAGCUCUGCCAAGGCGAGAACAUCAAACCAGAGCUUUUGGCAGCCAUUAGAAACAGUAAAAUCUCAAUCCCCAUUCUCUCUGUGAAUUAUGGUACAAGCAGUUGGUGCCUAGAUGAACUGGUUCAAAUAAUGGAGUGCAAAAAUAAUAAGAAGCAAAUAGUGUUGCCUAUAUUCUACAAAGUGAAACCAGCUGACGUGCGAUAUCAAAAGGGGAAUUUUGGGGAUGCAUUUCAUGAGCGUGAGAGGCGUUUGCUUGAGAGGCAUUCUUUCGACCCAGCGAUUUUGGAGAAAUGGAAGCAAGCACUCCUUGAAGUCAGCAACUUGAAAGGAUACGAAACCGAUGGGUCUGAAGCACAAUUGGUGAAAUCGGUUGUCCGAAAUGUGUUGAAUGAGCUGAAGAAAAAGUUUGAGUUGAUUAUUUCUAAGAAUUUGGUUGGAAUUGAUAGUCAUGUGAAGAAUGUUAUGGAACUUCUAGAUGAUAAAUCUCAUGCCCUCUUGUUUGUUGGCAUCCAUGGAAUGGGAGGCAUUGGUAAAACUACUCUUGCUAAAACCAUUUACAACAAGCUAUCCAAUCAAUUUGAGCAUCGUAGCUUCAUUGCUGAUAUAAGGGAAUCAUGGAAGCGUGGUGCUCAUGACUUACAGAAUCAGUUAAUCUUUGAUAUAUCGAAUCAAAAAAAUGAAGUUUGUAAUAAGGAUGAAGGGAUUAAUUUUAUCUCCUCUAGGUUUAAAGAUAGAAAGGUCCUUCUUCUUCUUGAUGAUGUGGAUAAUGUUGAUCAAGUGAAGUGUUUGGCCGGUAAUCAUGAUUGGUUUUCUUUGGGAAGUAAGAUCAUUAUUACUGCGAGAAAUGAGAGAAUUCUUGAUUUAGCUGGGGUGGACCACAACUAUGGCCUUACGGAAUUGGAUCCCGAUCAAUCUUUGAUUUUGUUUAGCAAACAUGCGUUUCGAAAGGACUUUCCUCCAAGUGAAUUUGAGGGCCUCACUCGUGAAGUUGUAUCCACUGCUGGAGGACUUCCCUUAUCCCUUGAGGUUUUAGGUUCAUUAUGUUGUGGAAGAGAAUCAAAAGAAUGGAGAGAUAUGAUAAAAAAGUUAGAAAAGGUCCCUCGUAAAGAAGUGCAAGAAAAGUUAAGGAUAAGUUACGAUGCAUUAGACUAUGAACAAAAACAAAUAUUUUUGGAUAUAGCUUGCUUGCUCAUUGGCAUUGACAAGAGAAUCGCAUUCUACAUGUGGGAUGCUUGUGACUUUUUUCCGGGGGAGAAUAUUGAAGUAUUGAGAUUUAUGUCAUUAAUAAAAAUUGGAGAUGAUCUUAAGCUCCGAAUGCAUGACCAAUUAAGAGAUCUUGGGAGGGUAAUUGUACGUGAGGAAAACCAACAACAGCCUUGGCACCGUAGCAGGUUAUGGGACUCCGAGGAAGCCUUGAAAGUGCUAAAGAGAAAUAAGGGAACGGACAAGAUUGAGGCCAUUGAUUUGAGUAGAGGCAACACAGCAGGCUCCGGCAAAACAGCCAAGCAAGAUGGCGACAUUUACACAGCAAAACAAUUCAAAAACUUGACAAUUCUAAGAUUCCUUUACAUGAAAGGGGCACAUCUCAGUGGAGAUUUUGAGGACUCAAUGGAGGAGUUAAGAUGGCUUCGAUGGCCAAAUUGUCCCAUGAAUUUUGAAGUAAAUAAUUUUCACGUAGAGCAAUUAGCUGUGAUCGAAUUGCCAUUUGGUGAGAUAAAUGAGAAAUGGGAAGGAUGGAGUUUUUUCAAGAUGGCAGAGAAGCUCCAAUAUCUGGACCUUUCAAGUUGUGAAUCCUUGGAAAAUACAGACUUCCUCUCAGCUUUUAGGAAGUUAGAGGUUCUCAUCCUCAAUGGGUGUAAGAGAUUGAAGCAAAUCGAAGCUUCAAUUGGAGACAUGGAGGCCCUCCUUCGCUUGGAGUUGUGCAGGUGUGUGAGCCUCACGGAGCUUCCAGCAGAAAUAGGUAAAUUAAAGGCACUAGAGCAACUCCUUCUACGAGGUACUCGAUCCCUUUCUGCAUUACCACAUAGCAUAGGGUCUUUGGAGAACCUAGAGAUUCUAGAGAUUUCUGAAAGUGAUAUAAGAGAAUUACCCAAUAGUAUUGGGAGGCUGAGAAAGCUCCGAGAGCUACAUGCUUGCCAUUGCAUGAAUUUGAAUGGGGAAAUGGCAGAAAGCAUGUGUAAUCUUUCUUCCCUACGACACCUUGAUUUUCUUUGCUGCAUCAAGCUCCAAUCGCUGUCGGACGUUCCUUCUAGCUUAACAAAUUUGGGCAUCACCUGUCGAAACCGUAAAUUGCCUUGGCUUUCCCACCUAACCCAUCUCAAGGAACUACGAGUUUGGUCCUACAAUUCUCUCGAGUGCAUCCAAGUGCUUCCAUCAACAUGCUCCCAACCGACGGACGUUGAAGAAUCGAAAUCACCACAAUCCCUAAACACGCCUUUCAAAUUGGAAAUCUUAAAAGUCAGGGUCUGUUAUUCUAUCAAAACACUGGACGUUUCACAGUUUAUCCAUCUAAUGAUAUUAUAUGUCGAAAAGUGCGAUAAUCUACUUGAAGUUCGAGGUCUUGACAAAUCAAUAUAUUUGGAUAGCUUGACUGUCACAUGUUGCAAUUCAAUCAAACGGUUGGACCUUCGAAAGUUUGAGGAUAUGAAGAAAUUGAAUGUUGAAGGCUGCGACAAAGUAGCUGAAAUGCAAGACCUUGACAGGUCGGAGUAUUUGGAAAGUUCAGAUAUCAAAUUGUGCACUUCAACUAAAAGGCUAGACCUUCCAAAAUGCAGGAUGUUGAAGGAAGUAAACACUAGAGACUGCAAAAACUUAGCGAAAAUUGAAGGCCUCGAUAGGUUGGAGUAUUUGGAAAGGCUAGAUGUCCACCGGUGCACUUUAAUUGAAAAGCUAGACCUUCCAAAAUUCGGGAGGCUGAAGGAAUUAGAUGCUGGAGAAUGCGAAAAAUUAGCCGAAAUUCAAGGCCUCGAUGGAUUGGAGUAUUUGGAAAGGCUAGAUAUCGAAGGGUGCACUUUAAUUGAAAGGCUAGACCUUCCAAAAUCUGGGAGGCUAAAGGAAUUAAAACUUAAAGGCUGCAUAAACUUAGCCGAAAUUCAAGGCCUUAAUAGGUUGGAGUAUUUGCAAAUGCUACAUAUCCAUUGGUGCACUUCGAUGGAAAGGCUAGACCUUGUAAAAUUCAGGAGGCUAAAGGAAUUAAAUGCUGAAGGCUGCGAAAACUUAGCCAAAAUUCAAGGUCUCGAUAGGUCGGAGUAUUUGGAGAGGCUAGACAUCACAUGGUGCACUUCAAUGGGAAGGCUAGACCUUCCAAAAUCCGGGAGGCUGAAUGAAUUAAAAGUUGGAGGCUGCAAAAACUUAGUCGAAAUUCAAGGUCUCGAUAGGUCAGAGCAUUUGGAAAGUCUAGAUAUCACAGGAUGUACUUCAAUUGAAAGGCUAGACCUUCCAAAAUCCGGGAGGCUGAAUGAAUUAACAGCUGGAGGCUGCAAAAACUUAGCUGAAAUUCAAGGUCUCGAUAGGUCAGCGCAUUUGGAAAGACUGGAUAUUUCUAAGUGCACUUGAAUUGGAAGGCUAGACCUUCCAAAAUCCGGAAGCUUGAAGAUAUUAAAUGCUUAUUCCUGCAAGAAAUUAGCUGAAAUUCAAAGCCUCGAGAGGUUGGAGUACUUGGAAAUAUUGGAUAUCUCUAGGUGCAUUUCAAUUGAAAGGUUGCUCCUUCCAAAAUCUAGGAGUCUGAAGAAAUUAAAAGCUAGAGACUGCAAAAACUUGAUUGAAAUUCAAGGCCUCGAUAGGUUGGAGUUUUUGGAAGAAUUGAAUAUCAUUGGAUGCAAGUCGCUCAAAACAAUUCCAGAAUUAUCUGGAAUGCGGAUUUAUCGAUAUUAUGAGAUUACAGAUGGCAAAACAAGAGCAUUAGGAUCAGACUAUAUGGAUUACUCGGACGAGUGAUAUACUGAAAUGAUCCACAUUUUCUAGUGAAAAUACAUAAAGCAGGAAUCCAAGGGAGAUGUUUUGCUUAUCAUGCCAGUAAUGGAAAUAGAUAAAAAGGCUUUCUAAGCGCAUCAUUUGUCAUUAAUCUUGGGGGUAUUGGAUAGCAUGCUAAAUGUCAUUAUGUAGGUCAAGAAAUGCUGAGUGAAGAACCUAUAUGGCCAUCCUUCUAAUGUGAGGUUUUAGUUGGCUCUGCACUCACCAUGCAGUUCAUGACUGCAUAUUUCUAAGGCCACUGGUUGAUGUGAGUGCUGAAAUAUCCAAGAGAGUUUUCGCGAGGCACUUCUAAAAGGAAACAAAAUCAUCAAAGGAUGAGGUGCUUGAUGUCUCUUAAACUUCUCCAAACUCUGACAAUGCAUCCUUGGAAUGGUAAAGGGUGUUUGCAUGUUGUCAUCCUUCUGGGUAUGCCAGUUAAAGUGUCCAUAGAAAGAAAGAACUUGAAUUGGAGGGGGUGUCAUUUGUGCUAGAUAGACUAGCUAUGUCAGAUGUAGAAGUGCUUGAUGCUCACAUGGAGUUGGUAGGUUUAGGCCCUGUAGAAUACCAUUCUCAAUGCUGCUAGGCAUCUAUAUAGUUUUCCAUAGAUUUCUCAUGCUGUUUCUCAAAAUGUAACGCUUCUUUUGGCUCCUCUUCUUCCUCUUUCUUAAUGAUUGAGCAUUCUCUGCUAGGAGAUAUUUAAUAUAUACUAAAUUGUAGAGUAUAGGUUGGAAGUUUCUCACAUCUUGUGAAGAGGGGCAUUUUGUCACAUCAUUUUGAUUAAUUAAGUUUGUUGGUGAGGGUUUCACUUACUUGUUAAUAGGAUAUCUCAAGCUAUGCUGCAUACUUGUAUGACAAUCUGGUUGAGAGGGAUGGAGUAAGGAAUUGAAGAAAGUGCAGAGAGUAGGAGUGUAGAAGUUGCUGCAUCCAAGUAUCUUAAGUUCUUAUAUGACCUUAUGGCUUGGUAAUUCAAAUUCAUAAGAGCUUAGGAUUAGCUACCUAGCCUUGGCAGUUCUUGCUAUCUAUUUUCAGUGGAAAAAUUUAGAGUGGAUGCAUUUUUUUCCAGAAACAUCUGACUGCUUCACGCCUCAUAUUGUCUUCUGGAUUUGGAUAACAUGUUGUUGAGUGCACUAUACUACUUGAGCCAACCCUUGAAUGGUUUCUGUUGAGAUCCUAAGUUUUAGAUACUAGUACACUUGUGAUCCUUACCUGAAGUAAGCUUUGAUGGAUCCACUCCACCUUGAGGUUCCAAAGUGAGCAGCAAGAUUUGUUUUUAGAUUGAGAUAGUGGAUUGGAGGCUGCCAAAAAGUAUAGAUUCUUGUCACUUUGGAUGACCUACUAGCCCAAAGAAUCUCAUAUCAAAUGACCGAUAUCCCUCUCAAUUAUCUUCUAUUGUUAUGACGUUUUGCCUCACUUCACAAAUUUUAAUUAACAUUUCCUGUUUACUGUGCGUUCUCUAUCUUCCCUCUUCUUCUAUUAAUUUUAUUAUGAAGAAUUAGUCUUUCUUUCUCAAUCUGUCUGUUGCUUUUCUGGUUGUUUUUUAUGAAGCCACUUAUCUUUGCACAUUCAUUGCGUGUCGUCAAUAUUGACUUCUUAAUUAUUCUAAUCUACUCCAGGUAAACGUUUAACAUCAUUAUGCUAAGGUGUAAACGUUUGACAUCAUUAUGCUACGGUCCUGAUGGCAAGGUUGCUGUCUUUGGACUUAAAGAUAGUACAGUUUCACUGCAUGAUGUAGAAGUAAGUUUUCCAUGCUAUUAUUGUAACGUUACCCUCAUUACUUCUCAACCAUAAAUUCCUUCUGCAAGAAUCCUUUAUCAUCAUAAUGUGUUCUUCUCUGAUCUCUCUUGAGAAAUAUUCUGAAUUGCUCAAAAGCUGCACAAUGCAAUGCAAACAACAAGCUUGCUGAAUGAACAUUUAGCUGCUAAUAGAGAUGGCAAUCCAUGUUUACUGGCCAUGUUUGGCAAUGUCAAGUUAAUACGGACUAUUAGAUAGGUCAAUAUGAGCAGGAUAAGCUUAACAAAUCUUAUUAGAUCAUUGAACAUGGCCCAUUUGUUAAAUAGGUCAGCAAAUGAGAAGAGAUGAAUAGCCUUAAUGAAUUAUUUGUUUCACAUGUCAUACAUAAGUAAUAGAUUCAAUAGAUAUAUACACUUUAGGACUUGAAUCUAAUUGAUGUGCUGCAUUCUCAUGUUGGAUAGGACUGAUCUUGUCAUUGAUGAUUGAAAAUGCUUCAAAUGUCAAUGAAAAAUUUCUGCAUAGCGUUUGCAGUGGUUGAGCUGAUUGUGAGGAUUUACACUCUAAGCGGAUGGUGUCAAUAUGACAUGCUCAUUUUCAUCAAUAUAAUAGUUUAUUUUGACUAUUGAAACUCAAAUAUGUUCAGUUCAGUCAAAUUAAAAGGUUGUGGUUUAGGUGACUUCUAAAUGAUAGAAAUUGUAUGCCCUUUAAUUAUACAUAAUACAUAAUGAAUGUUAUCUUCCAAUCUGGCUUUCUUUAAUUAACUAUGGAUAUGUGGUGUGCUGCUUUUUAUAUGCUAGUGCUUGCAGUAGUUAUACAUGCUGUGUUAUAAUAGUUUCUAACAAGGUAUAAAUAUUAAGCAAAAUGAGAAACUGUUAUGAGGCUUGAAGUCCUAUGCAGCAGCUGUGUUGUGUCUCAACCAGGAGGAAGAUGCCCAAGUGAACAGAUCCAACAGCUAGUAUGGGUUUAUGGAAGAUUUUCUAAAUCACCAAAGGAUCAGGAGCUUGAUGUUUCUUGGACUUCUCCAACACUGACAAUGUAUCCUUCGAAUGAUGUGGAUCAUCAUGCUAGAGGGAAGCAAUUCGAUGCUUGCCUGCCAAAGUUUGUGGGGUUGAUAAGAGGUUCUUACUAUGGGAAGCUGUUGUCAGAGUUGGCUUGGAACAGGUGUGUCCCCUGCAGUCGGAUGUACUGGAGAGAGAGAGGGUCCUGUCUCCCAAUGUCAAAUUAACAGUGGACUGCUAGAUAGAAUGGAAACUGUUAAGAAGAUUGAAGUCCCAGGUGGCAGUUCUGUGGUGUGUCUCAAUUUGGAGGAGGAUGCCCAAGUGAAUAGAUAGGACACUUCUGGCAACUCUUUGACAUUUGAGGAUCGCACUACUCAUUUCUUCCCUCCAGCUCCAAGAGUUCCUCGCAUGCCUGGCCUAGCACCUGGAAACUGGUUUAACUGACGAUGGUCAAGAUUCAUUCGUGGAGCUCUCAAAUUCUUCCAAGCAAUGUUUGAAUAUGCUUUGCAGUGGAGAUAAAGAUGGGGCUUUGUGCUUUAGUAUAUUUGGUGUCUUUCCAAUCAGAAAUGUUGUAAGCCUUCUGUCUGUUCGGAUCAAACAUUUAGCUAUAUAUUCUAUCAGAUUCAGUCAAUGACUACUUAUUUCCUUUCUUGCUUCCA
This is a messenger RNA of Eucalyptus grandis, 7807 nucleotides long. Its product is annotated as disease resistance protein RPV1-like. Gene Ontology annotation, molecular function: ADP binding. Lineage: Eukaryota; Viridiplantae; Streptophyta; Magnoliopsida; Myrtales; Myrtaceae. The transcript has 11 exons. Bases 178 to 4023 code for a protein of 1281 amino acids. Gene Ontology annotation, biological process: signal transduction; defense response. The record is from RefSeq and is a predicted model, not a curated record.